ACGCGACCACCGAAGAAGAAGAAGUCCAUUGCGCAUGCGUACACCACGUAUGCUCAUCUUCUUGGAUGCUAACUUGCUAGCAAUCCGUACGGCCGUUGGUAAGCACCAUUCACUCAGCGGUCGGGCUACCUCCAGCAGCGGGGGGGACGUGCGUGCCGCGGCGGCGAACGACGCUUGGACACCCGGACGGUGGCGCCGCGAGCGACGAAAUGGCCGGCCAGCAGUUCCAGUACGACGAUAGCGGCAAUACGUUUUUCUACUUUCUCACGUCGUUUGUGGGACUCAUCGUGAUCCCGGCCACCUAUUACCUCUGGCCGCGGGAUCAGAAUGCUGAACAAUUGCGUCUCAAGAGCCUGCGAAGGGUGCACGGCAGGUGCUUGUGGUACCGGCUCCGGCUGAUGAAGUCCCAGCAGAGCAUAGUCCCCACGCUCAAGAAAACUGCCUUGUUAUUUGGCUGGGUCGUCUUCCUGCUGCUUGCGUACAAAGUGUCCAAGCUGGACAGGGAGUACCAGGAGUACAAUCCUUAUGAAGUCCUCAGCCUGGACCCGGGGUCAUCGCUGUCUGAAAUCAAGAAGCAGUACCGCCUGCUGUCCCUCCAAUUCCAUCCGGACAAAGGUGGGGACGAGGCCACGUUCAUGAGGAUUGCCAAAGCUUAUGCCGCUCUCACCAAUGAACAAUCCCGAAAGAACUGGGAAAUUUACGGCAACCCGGAUGGUCCAGGCGCAACCAGUUUUGGUAUCGCCCUGCCUGCCUGGAUUGUGGACCAGAAAAACUCAAUGCUGGUGUUGCUGGUGUACGGUCUGGCCUUUAUGGUCAUCCUCCCUGUUGUAGUAGGCACGUGGUGGUACCGCUCCAUCAGAUACAGCGGAGACCAGAUUCUCAUCAACACAACACAGCUUUUUAUGCACUUCAUGUACAAGACACCCAACAUGAACAUGAAGCGGUUAGUCAUGGUGCUAACAGCAGCAUUGGAGUUUGACCCACGCAACAAUAAAGAAGCCACCAUCCGACCCACAGACAACAUCGAAGUGCCACAGUUGAUUCGUGAGUUGGGAAACAUCAAUGUGAAGAAAAAGGAGCCUCCUUUCUGCUACCCGUACAGUCUAAAGGCCCGAGUUUUGGUCCUCUCUCACCUGGCACGCAUGGACGUCUCUGAGGAGUUGGAAGAAGAUCAGAGGUUUGUGGUGAAGAAAAGCCCAGCUCUCCUCCAGGAGAUGAUCAACGUGGGAUGUCAGCUCACCAUGAUGGCCAGCAGCAGAGGAGGUUUCCACGCUCCUCGCCUGGUCACCAUCGAGAACUGUAUGAAGCUGACCCAGAUGAUUGUGCAAGGUCUGCAGGAGUCCAAGUCGCCUUUGCUGCAGCUGCCGCAUUUCGAGGAAGAGCAUCUCCGUUACUGCAUCUCCAAGAAGUGCAAGGUCCGGAGUCUGCAGGACCUGGUGAGCCUCAAAGACUCGGACAGACGUGGCAUGCUGCGUUUCCUGGGGGAAGAGAAAUAUGACGAGGUUAUGGCCGUGCUCGGCAGCUUCCCUCAUAUCACGAUGGACACCAAAUUACAAGUUCUCGACGACGAAGAUAGCAGCAACAUUACGGCCGGUUCCAUCGUCACAGUUACGGUCACCUUAACCAGAAAACGAAUGGUGGAGGUGUUUGAAAAAGAGCAGGAAUCCUUGCCAUGUCCAGGAGAGGAGGUGGGGGGCCCCACAGAAGAAGCAGGGGAUGUGAAUAAAGCCAAAGCAAAGCAAGUGUGGCAGAACAAGAGCAAAGGCACCAAGAAGACAGCGAAGUCCAAAAAGAAAAAGCUCACCAAGAAAAAGGCCACACCAGGACCAGUCAAAGGCAAGCAGGCCAAUGGGAGCGUGGCGGGAAAUGAGGUGGCCUCGACGGCCAAGGAGGAGGAGGAAGAGAUCUCAGACAAAGGCAGCGAGUCGGAUGAGGGUGAGACCAACAAAGACUCUCCCAGCGAGAGAGAUGAAGACAGCGACAAGCAGAGCGACACCGAGCUGGACGAGUUGGCUGGAGACGAUGAGGAGGAGUGGGAGGCGUUACAGCAGAGCAUCCAGAGGAGAGAGCGCGCCCUGCUGGAGACGAAGUCAAAGUUGACACACGCCGCCUACAGCCUCUACUACCCCGAGGAGAAACAGGAGUGGUGGUGGCUCUACAUCGCUGACCGGCGGGACCAGACCCUCGUGUCCAUGCCCUACCAUGUCUGCACACUCAAGGACACCGAGGAGGUGGAGUUGAAGUUUCCGGCACCUUCCAAAACAGGCAACUAUCAAUAUUCCGUCAUCCUCCGCUCAGAUUCCUACUUGGGACUGGACCAGAUCAAACCACUGAAACUGGAGGUUCACGAGGCCAAGGCCAUGCUGGACAACCAUCCCCAGUGGGACAUCCCCGACACGGAGGAGGACGAUGAGGAGCAGGAGGACAGCGACGGCAUCGAGGAGAGCGAGGAUGACGAUGACGACGAUGACUGAUUACGCGCACGCGCACUCUGUCAACACACUUGACCCCUGCCAUCACCUACUUCCUCCACACACUGACGCAAAGACUCAGGCCCGGGACAUUUUUGUACACUCUGGUCCAUGUCCUCUCCCAACACGCCAGCGCUCGCCUCUUUUCUAUGACUGCGAGCAUGUGCGUGGGUUUCGAACCUGGUAAGAAUGUGUACAGGUGUGUUUUAGUGGGGACUGGAGCAGCCAUCUUGUGAAUCCGUGUGUGUACAACAAGAAUUGUUCCUUUCGCCUCAUGUUGUCACAAUUACUCGAGAGCGCACCACACCCAAUCGACUUUCUAAUAGAACUUAAAGGCUCAAUAUUAGAGCCAUGCUAUUUUCUAAUAGUGUCAUCAUUAGUCAUUCUGUUAUGCUACACACUAGUACAUCGUACGUCUUUGUCACAGCACAUUCCAGUGUGUCGUCAUCGCCCGGAGAAGCCUUACAAACAGUGUGAGAAAAAAAAAUGUACAAAUAUUUUAAAAGGUCAACUUGGGUGCCAUGCACCCGCCGUUCUUCUCAGCUCGGCAGUAUUUUUUUCAUUUUAUUAGCGUAGUUGACCUUUAGCGCCCUGUCUGGGCGAUUUAUUUUUUUGUCAAUGUUUAUUAGUUUUGUAAAAAUCCUCGAGUAUAUCAAGGAGACCACACCGCUUGCUGUUAACUGGGAAGAGCAGCUUUUUUUUUUUUUUUUUUUUUUUUUUGAGCAUUGUCUCAAGUUCAUAUGAUCCACUGAGGAGGGGGUCCGCACGCUACUAAGUGAUAGUCAAGUCAGCAGAGGUGUCAAACUCAUUUUUGUUGUGGGUCACAUUGUAGUUACUUUCUCUCAGAGGGCUGUUAUGACUGUAACCAUAAAAACCUUUAAAUUGCGUCAUCAUAUUUACACAUUUGUGCACCUGCUUUGGAAUCAGAAAUCUAGGGUAAUGGCUUAUUCAAGAGUGCAAAACGGCAGAGAUUGGGUAACAAUACAGUAUUCACAAAAAAUGCUUGCAAAUCUUAAUGUUUUCAUUCACCAUUUGACAAUUUAAAGUUUUGGUCCAGAUUUUAACUAAUUGAGGAAAUGGACGCAAACGAUUUGCCUUUGGGGGCCACAUAAAAUCAUGUGGUGGGCCGGAUCUGGCCCCCGAGCUUUGAGUUGACACUUGUGGUGUGUACAUAAGGCUGGCCAGAAGAAUGUAGCAUCAGUGAUGUGACACUGUGCACGGAGGACCUUUAUUGCAAUCCGUCAUAUCAAUAUCAAUUCAGUGGAUGAUUUGGAUAUCGAGUGGAUCCUUGCACGGCUUUGCAUAGCCCCCUCGUUUCCUCUCGCUUUCUCUCCCAAACCCUCCUUUUACAAACUUACUGUAUUCAAAGUGUCCCAAUGACGCCUCUUCUUUCUGCCACUCGUUUACAAAGGAACUGGCAUUGUAAAUGGAUAACAAAAAAAAAAAGAAACAAAAAAGUAUAUUAUUUGUAUUUAAAAUCAUUUCAAAUAAAAACUUUUAAAUGAAC
Molecule: messenger RNA, 3978 nt
Organism: Syngnathoides biaculeatus (alligator pipefish)
Lineage: Eukaryota; Metazoa; Chordata; Actinopteri; Syngnathiformes; Syngnathidae
Gene: sec63
Product: SEC63 homolog, protein translocation regulator
Exons: 19
Coding region: 210-2474 (754 amino acids)
Biological process (GO): SRP-dependent cotranslational protein targeting to membrane; post-translational protein targeting to endoplasmic reticulum membrane
Cellular component (GO): Sec62/Sec63 complex
Molecular function (GO): transmembrane protein transporter activity; RNA binding
Source: RefSeq, a predicted model, not a curated record